Molecule: messenger RNA, 620 nt
Organism: Syzygium oleosum
Lineage: Eukaryota; Viridiplantae; Streptophyta; Magnoliopsida; Myrtales; Myrtaceae
Product: protein DSS1 HOMOLOG ON CHROMOSOME V-like
Exons: 2
Coding region: 191-409 (72 amino acids)
Biological process (GO): mRNA export from nucleus; double-strand break repair via homologous recombination; proteasome assembly
Cellular component (GO): proteasome regulatory particle, lid subcomplex; proteasome complex
Source: RefSeq, a predicted model, not a curated record
GCGGCGAUUCGUUGCCUAGUUCCUCGUUUCCCUUCUGUUGAUUUUUUUGAUCCUAAUUUCUUCGCGGCGUCGCUAGGGUUUUGCGGUUGUGCUUGUUCCGGAAGUGGGUGCGGAAUCUGAAAAGUUUUCGGAUUUGGCGAAUGUUUGGCAGCAGGUGCGAUUUCCGUGAGCUGCUUCCGGGGGAUUCGAGAUGGCGGCGGAGCCGAAAGCGGCGGCGGAGGACGCGAAGAACGAUCUGUUCGAGGACGACGACGAGUUCGAGGAGUUCGAGAUCAAUGAAGAGUGGGAUGCUCAGGAAGAGGUAACAGAAGCGCCCCAGCAGUGGGAGGAUGAUUGGGACGAUGACGAUGUGAGCGAUGAUUUUUCUCUGCAGCUAAGGAGAGAACUGGAAAAUGCUGCCAAGAGCUGAAGAUUGACCUAGGAAUUCUGGAUUGUCGCUCCUAGUUUGUUUUUUUUUUUGGUCGGAAUGUCGCUCCUAGUUUAAGGUGUUGGUUUAGUAAUCAUCUUUAACUUAGUUUCCCUCGCAAAACAAACUCUGUACCUUCGCGUGUUUAGCUAGAAUCUUCCGCAUCCCCUCUUGUUAAGAGAUUGAAAUUCUGAAUUUUAGCUCUUUUGCUGCU